AUGACACUAUCGGAUGCGCUCUACAACGAAACAGCAAUUGUUUUACAUGUUAUUCCAGCAUCAGUUGAUUUUACUACAUCAGAAUCAAUGAAAUUAUCCCAACAAUAUGAUCCAGAAGGUGAUCGACAGUUAAUAGCUGUUAGUAAAAUAGAUAAAUUUGACAAAGGAAUCAAAGAUAAACUACGAGGUUUGGGUCCAGGAUCAAUGUCAUUAAGAUUAGGCUGUGUUGCUGUGUUGAAUCGUUCACAAGAUGAAAUUGAUCAAAAGAUUAGUUUUGAUGAAAUGAAAAAACGCGAACGUGAUUUUUUUAAAUGUCAUAAAGCGUUUGAGCAUGUCCCAGAUACUUAUAAAGGUAAAUAA
This is a messenger RNA of Didymodactylos carnosus, 360 nucleotides long. Lineage: Eukaryota; Metazoa; Rotifera; Eurotatoria; Philodinida; Philodinidae. The record is from the annotation of a GenBank genome assembly.